Messenger RNA from Myxozyma melibiosi, 804 nucleotides. RefSeq lists its product as uncharacterized. Gene Ontology annotation, cellular component: nucleus. NCBI's taxonomy places the organism in Eukaryota, Fungi, Ascomycota, Lipomycetes, Lipomycetales, Lipomycetaceae. The record is from RefSeq and is a predicted model, not a curated record. The transcript has 2 exons. The coding region runs from base 1 to 804 and encodes 267 amino acids.
AUGACUUUACGAUUUUGCGAAUUUCUGGUAUCCCGGGGCAUCUCAACAGUUGGUGCCAGACCCACGUUUCAAGGUGCCGGAAGUGCUAAUAAGGUUCAUUCAUUUUGUAGGGUCAUGACAUUCGGCAACUCUCCAUUUGGCAACCAGCAGAUGAAUAAUAACAUGAAUGGAGCAAUCAACUUUGGAACCUCGGUGAAUAUGAAUAUGUCGCCGUCAUUUCACUCUGGCUCGUACUUGACCAAGCUCGAGGCCAACUUCUGCCGGGACUACAACUGCUGUGGCGAGCGGCUUCCGACGCUCCACGAUCUCCUACAACACUACGAAGAGGCGCACAUAUCCCCUUCGCCUCCUCCCGAACCGAUGUACUACAACCAACGACCAAUGCAGGUGUUUGAAGCGGUCUCGACAAACGAGGUUUUCCUUUCCCCAGAGCCUUCCGACGCUGGUACCCCUAUGAUGAUGGAUGAAGACGAAGAGGAGAUGUGUAUAGACGAUCCAGCCCGGCACCUAUACGUUAUGGACCAUCAAGGAGAUGGAAAGCCUUACAAAUGCCCUGUUAUAGGCUGCGACAAAGCUUACAAGAACCAAAAUGGACUGAAAUACCACCGCCAGCACGGACAUCAAAACCAAGUUCUGCGCCAAAACGAUGACGGAACGCUCACUGUGGUCGCUCCUGACAAUGAAUUCCCGUAUCCGGACUAUCCUGGUUUGGAGAAAGAUAAGCCAUACCGAUGUGAAGUGUGUGGUAAGAGGUACAAGAACUUGAACGGUUUGAAGUAUCAUAGAGGACAUACAACGCAUUAA